Molecule: messenger RNA, 2550 nt
Organism: Annulohypoxylon truncatum
Lineage: Eukaryota; Fungi; Ascomycota; Sordariomycetes; Xylariales; Hypoxylaceae
Exons: 2
Coding region: 483-2432 (649 amino acids)
Source: RefSeq, a predicted model, not a curated record
AAGGACACUUCUACAAGCGCUGUGACGCUGUUUGACCGUCUGAGUCGCUAAACCGCCUUCUCCAAAUCCCAGAGCGGAUUCUUGUGCAUUUCUUGUGCAUUAGACGCCACGAACCACAAAUGCAGAGCCACUCGGACAACAAUAACAACAAUAGACGGAUCAAAAUCACCAGAGCAGAAUAGUAAAACAGUCUCAGAAGUGCAUACUUCUCGUCUACUGGCCAACCCUAUCAUCCGAGUAUUCCAUUCUUUUUUGCCGAUCGACCUAGCAACCGACAGCCAAAUACCCCAUACACCAUUACCUGCACCAUACAUACACCGUACCAUCUGUAUCAUAUCAUCCCACAUUAUCGUAUCUACGAAGUAUUGCCUUAGGCUUGGAUUGAGACAGCGAGAGUCUCCUUCCCAAUAACUUCUAUACCUACCUGCAGUGGUGUUCUGUAUAUACGUCUGUUUUAUCUGUGCAUUCAGCAAAAAUAACAAAUGUCCGCUACUCCCAAGAGGCCGCUGUCUGCGGCACAGGGUCGACCUUCGAACGAGAAUGUACCUCCUACAGGACGACCUCGAGCGUCCACACCGACUUCGACAAAUGGCACUGGAGCUGCCACCACGCCCCAGAGGACACGAUCCAUUCGAGGUGGAACACCAAUGUCAGCGCGAGCUGCCGCUAACCACAGAGCAUCAUCGUCCUUAAGCAUUUCUACCACAAAUGGAAAUGCUGACAUACGCGCGGAACUCGUCGCAACGAUCGAAGACCUUAAAGAGAGGUUACAGAAGUCCGACGUCGCAUCCGAGCAGUAUAGAAAACAAACAGAGGUCCUGCAGACAAGACUUGAUGACGCCCUUAAAGAGCAGGCCAAAUUGGAAGAUCGUUUACAUGAGAAUGAAGAACAGAUCGAAAGUUUCCGAAAUGAGAAGAGGGAGACAGCAAAGAAGAUGCGCGAGAUGGAGACAAUCUAUGAAGCUGAGAGGAGCUCCAUAACUAAGGAAAAGGAAGAGAUGGGUAAUCGGGAAGAGGAGAUGCAGGCCAUCAUUAAUAGGCUAAAGGAAACCCUCAACCAACGAAAUGCAGAGGACGAAUACCGCCCAACAAGGCAAUCAAACAACUCCUCUCCUAGCGUAGACAGUGGGAACUUCGCCCCACCAUCUUCCGUCCAACGCAGCGAUUCUAGGAACAAUUCCAAGCUUUUACUGCAAAAGGACAAGCUGAUCGAGUCACUACGUCUCGAGCUCGCGGAAGCCCAGAUUAAGCUUGUUGAGUCUGAAAACCAGGGCGGCGGCCGACUACAUGAAGUCGAGCGACUCCUCAUGGAGGCACGCAUGGCUAACGCCCGGCUGAUGGAAGACAACGAGUCAUAUCAGCUACUGCUCCAGGAGAAGACACUCCACGGCGACUUCGGCAAGGGCGACUUCAGUUACAUGAAUGUGGCCGCUAACCAAGACGCCCUGAACGCCCUUGAGGGCAGAUCUAACGCCGGUGAUGCGGCUCCGCCAGCAGCCAGUCUUGCCGACGAACUAGGGGCUCUCAACGGAGACGAGUCGCCCAAGGUGCACGCCGAGGACGACAACACACGCCGUCUAGAGGCCGAACUCCGCGCUGCGAAGGAUCAGAACAAAGCUCUCACGUUGUAUAUUAACAAGAUCAUCGAGCGCCUCCUUCAGCAUCAAGAGUUCGAGCAUAUCCUCGACCAAUCUUCCGACUUCAAACCCGGUGCCAACGUCCACAAGGACCUACCGCCACCCCCUACGGACUCGCCUGGCGUUGGGGCUUCGCUACUCCAGCGCGCAAAAUCUAUCGCUAUCGGUGGUGGCCAGCAGCGUCCUAAGCCUAGGCCUAUGACCAUGUCCGCCUCCCACCAACUCCAAGCUCAGAUGGCCAUGCUGCCUUCCGCCUUGAAUAACCCCGACACCGCACCUAGUAUCCCGAUCUCUGGGCUCGGCAGAUCGCACAGCACGGCCCGACGCAUCCCCGGCCGCCCCAUGAGCGAGCAGCUGACGGGCGCCGCUGGCAUCGUCAACGCAAUGUAUAAGGGCCCUGACGGUCCUCUCUCCCCAACAUUAAGCACAGCAUCGUCAUCAGCACGUCACUCGCAGACGUUCUUCGGCGGAAACAGAGUUUCGUCAAGUAUCGGACAUAACGGCUCGGCGGGUAAUUUCCCCGGUAUGCGAAGCGAGACCAGCAGUGUGAGCGGCGACUCGGCGGCCGACGGGACGACAGGGACGACGACGAGCGCCAGCCAGAGCCCCCCGCGGACGGUGGGCAGCGGCAGUAUCGCCGGAGAGAAGAGCACUACGAUGACGGGGAACAAACCCCGCCCGUUGAGAUUGGUGCAGGAGAACAAUGAGAAGGAACGCGAGCAGAAUAAGAGAGCUUCGUGGUUGGGUUGGGCUCAGGGGGCUUGGACUAAGAAGGAGGGUGAGGAUGUGCGGUAGACAUCCAUCCUGUGAGGGUAUGAAGAUGUUAGAGAAGUGUGAGCAAGAGAGGGGGAAGAUGAUACUAUAUGAGAGGGCGAGGAAGUAUGUGCCUGUGUGAAGGGGGUAAUGAUGAGAC